This is a messenger RNA of Zingiber officinale, 940 nucleotides long. RefSeq lists its product as uncharacterized. Gene Ontology annotation, cellular component: mitochondrial membrane. Bases 341 to 730 code for a protein of 129 amino acids. The record is from RefSeq and is a predicted model, not a curated record. The transcript has 4 exons. Lineage: Eukaryota; Viridiplantae; Streptophyta; Magnoliopsida; Zingiberales; Zingiberaceae.
GUCAUCUUCUAGUAUUGCACUAUUGCCCUAGCCGCCGAACCACCUAACUGAGUUCCGGUCGAACAGGCGAAGUGGCGAACGCCGACUCACGGAGCCCACCGGCAUUGGACAACGUCUGAUCUCCUCCACCUCACCUUACGCACGGCCACGGCGCCGUCUGACGUCGUCGUCAUCACCUAACUCACGCCGCUGAUCCUGCACGUCAUCGAUCGUGCAGUCGUCCACGCGCAGACUUCCUCCUACUCCUCCUCCUCUCCCGCCGCCGGUCCUCACAUCCGUAACCUACAAUUUACUAGAACUGCCAGCUUGUGAAAGCAUUGUGGUUUCUCUAUCAAUCAAUAUGGCAUCUGAAUCAAAGGCCAGUGCUGCUCAGAAAGUUGAUCCUGUGAUUUCUUCCGCUAAGAAUUUUGACAAGGUAUCACAAUUUAAGCGCAUGUGCAGAAAGUAUCCCUUUAUCGGAUAUGGCCUUCCUCUCAUUUCACUAACGGUGUUGGGCUCCAUAGGCCUUUCACAUCUGCUACAAGGCAGCAAAGAUGUGGCAAAGGAAAGAGAUGAAAUUGAGUGGGAGAUCAUUGAAACAAAAAAGGCACUCACUCGACUAGGCCCCAAGGAUGGCUAUGUGCCUAAAAAGAUUUCUUUGGAGGAGGAACUCAAGGCUUUGCAACAAAAGAUUGAUAUUAACAGUUACGAGUACAAGAGAAUCCCCAAACCAAAUGAACAGGCAAAGUAAAGUAUAGUUAGCAUCUUUUCCGGCCGCACAGUUGUUAAGACAUCUUGAACUUUAAUAAGGAGACUUUCUGUUUCAUUCUCGAUUCCCAAUGUAAAUGCCAAUAUGAAAUGGUUAUAUUAUAUACCUUCUUGUUCUAGUUAUCAAUCUUGUAAUCAGAUAUCAAUAAUUUUGAUACUUCAAAGUUCCACUGGAGAACUGCUAGUUCACACA